Frankliniella occidentalis (western flower thrips) is the source of this 2096-nucleotide messenger RNA. RefSeq lists its product as uncharacterized. Lineage: Eukaryota; Metazoa; Arthropoda; Insecta; Thysanoptera; Thripidae. Bases 207 to 2096 code for a protein of 629 amino acids. The record is from RefSeq and is a predicted model, not a curated record. The transcript has a single exon.
CUUGCAGGCCGCAAGACUUGAAACACCAGCCGCUAUCAACAGAAACCAAUCAGUAUAUCUCUAAAUUAUUAUCGUGGAAUGUGCCUCCUUCUAAAAUUGUUGAAUGUCUCCGGGGCGAUUCUUACAAAAGGAACAAUCGUUUGAGCAGGAGCUCUAUCAAACUAAAGAGAGACAACCUUGUUAAAAAGAAAACUAUAACUGAAAGGAUGAGAAAAAAGAAAUCCAGUCUCAGAUUUUCCAAUAAUGAUGCAGAAUCUGUGUACAUGAAAGUCAACAAACUAAUCCAGGAAAACUACAACCCUGUUCUCAUGUACAAACCUCUUGGAGAGAAGACCAUUAUUGGACCCAAGGGGUCCGAAAAUCUGCCAGAUGAUGUUUUUGUUUUAGCUAUACAGUCAAAAGAGCAACUAGAAAUGAUGGUGGAAGGAUGCAAAGAAAUACUGGUCAUUGAUGAGACUCACUCCACCAACUCGUAUGAUUAUAAGCUCUUGAAUCUAAUGGUGAGGGACAAGUUCAACCUUGGGUACCCUGUUGGUCAUGCUAUUUGUCACCCCUCAGAAGAGACAACUCUGCAGUAUGUCUUCAAAGCCAUUAAGGAAAGGUGUCCAGAUUUAUCAAUUAAUUGCUGCAUCACAGACGAUGACCCAAAAUUAAUAAAUUCCGUCAAUGCAGGAUUGGGAGAAGCAAUUUGGCAUUUGUUAUGUGUGUGGCACAUACACCGUACAAUUCAGUCAAAUUUAAGAGAACGCAUUAAGGAUAAUGAUUUGGUCAAUGAAAUUUAUGGCAUUAUGUGUGUUCUUAUUGAAGAAUGUGACGAAUCUCAGUUCAUACAGCUGAAAGAUUCUUUUUUAAAUGAAUAUUCGAACAACUGUCCAGAGUUUACUAAGUAUUUUAACAAUACAUUCUUCCCAAAAGCGCAUAAAUGGGCAAAAUGUUAUCGCCUUAAACCUCAUGCUGAAACUGAGACAACUAUGCUCGUGGAGUCCUUUCACAACAUUUUGAAGACUCAUUACAUGAAAAGAGCUCCAUGCAAACGUCUAGACGACUUGAUUGAUCUUCUGUUGGAUAUUGAAGAGGAUUACUACGUGAGGUACACAAAUUCCGUUCUUCUGAAGACAAUGUCUGAUAAGGACCAUAGAGCUCUGUCUAGACGACAUCUGAAGGGCAUUGAAAUAAAAGACUCUGAUGUCACCCUGGUAUCAGAAAGAUUCUGGACUGUGAAAUCUCAAGAGAAAGAUUCUUCUGAGGUUUAUAGUGUAGUAAUGUGUGCUGAUCAAUGUUCAAGUGACUCAUGUAUAUAUGCUUGUUGUUACUGUGACACUUUGUGCUCUCAUUUAUUCUCUUGCUCUUGCCCUGAUAUGUUUCCGCUCUGUAAACAUAUACAUAAGGUAUUUUCAAUGAUUGAGUUAUCAAAGCCUCUUGAAAAGGAGAAGAAAGAGCCUGAAUUUUUCUUAGGAGCUUUUGAGAACAAUAUUCCAUUAGUUGAAGAGACAGCAGCUGACAGCCGUUCCAACUAUACGGAAAGAAGUGUUCAACAGCGCAUCCAAAAAAUAAGAGAAAUCAUGGAAGACUUUGACAAAACUUAUCUAGACAACAGUCCUGUAAAGAGAAUUUUGCCACAGAUUGAAACUACCCUGACCGACUUGCAAACUCAAUGUAAAGUUCUGUGCUUCGAUCCUCCAAGGGCAGUACCUGAAAUGGAGGUGAAGACUCAGACUGCUCCAAAUGAAAAAUUACAGAAACAGUUAACGCCUUUUGUGAAAAAAACAAAAAAACGCAAGCCGACAGCAUUGAAGAAGCCGCACAAGAAAUGUGUCACAGAAAUAAAAGACUUUCUACUCCAGGAGCACCAGGAGAGUGAAGAGAAUGUUGACUCAGAUUUAGCUCCUUUGUCCGAGUUGAAUCAUGAGCAGGCUACUGGUGAACCCACUAUAGAUAUUGAUAAUCCUCUUGAUGUUGUGAUAGAAUAUCAGGGGAUAAAGGUUUUAUCAUUGCAUUUAAAGGCUCUAAAUCCAACUCUUGAUGAAAGAGAAUUGCCUUUACUUCUUCAAGCAGAUUCAAAAUUUGUGCAUGGUUAUUUGUAUGACGAAGUAUAA